Molecule: messenger RNA, 870 nt
Organism: Paraglomus occultum
Lineage: Eukaryota; Fungi; Glomeromycota; Glomeromycetes; Paraglomerales; Paraglomeraceae
Source: the annotation of a GenBank genome assembly
AUGCCUUCCAAGUAUCCACGCUUCCACCGCUAUGUGAACAGAGUUUAUAUUGGACUUGUACUUAUACUGGCUGUCGCGCUGCCUCUAUGCCACUUGUUUACCGAUGAACUUUCAAUAUCCGGGAUAAUAAUAAUAUUCAUCGCACUAUUAGUGUCAUAUGCAAUAUACUGGUUAACUGUACGGACUAACUGCUAUGGCGAAAGAACAGACCAACCGACAACACCAGAGAUGGCUAUUGCACCUACCGCGCAACCACAAAACGAUUCUUCGGCUCAAUCUGCACAUUCUCGAGGCUCAUCUAAUUCGCACAUAUCAACAAACCCACCAUAUACUACAUUCGCCAACUAUCGUUUAGGUGGUAUGCGUGAUAGGCUUCGGCGAUGGGCAUCUAAUAAUGGUGCUAGACCUGAAGAUGAAGAAGCAGAAACAACAGCAACCGAGGAAGUGGCAAAUCCUCCUCCCACAUAUAGUGUGGCAUUAGAAGGUGCGGGUUUGCCACCGCCAUACACUACAGGGAGCGAUACAAGCGAGUCAGUUGCAAUAGUAGUGGAUGAUGGUAGCAACAAUAAUACAUCACGGAGAACUGCAUCGGUGUCGUCAACAUCAUCUUCUCGUUCACCGACGAGUUGGUUCUUUGGAUUUACAUCAUCUAAAUCUGCAUCUUCGCCAUCGUCUCAACGCAAUUCUCCGACCAAUCUACUAGCACCUCCUCCAGCGUUCACAUCAUGUUCGACACCUGUACCUCAAGCGACAUCUACGCAACCAUCCACUCAAAGUUCUCAAUCUAAUCCGCCAUCUGAUCGCAUACCUUCACCUCACCGAGCGCCUCCUGCACCGCCACAAUCACCGAACAAUCAAUCUCCGUCAUGA